UCCUGUUCUUUUUUUAGCCGGGCAGCUGAAAUGUGAGGGGUCACAAUCGCAGGAUAAAUACAACGGCCAGCAUGCCAGAGGGGCGUCGCGGACUUAAGCCCGGAUCUUCUCUGACCCUCUCUCGUCUCCCAGCACUCCUCCUAACCGCAAAAGAGUCAGGAUGCCUCACGCUUAUCCUUUCCUCACUCCGGAGCAGAAGAAGGAGCUCAGUGACAUCGCUCACAAGAUCGUCGCUCCCGGCAAGGGAAUCCUUGCUGCAGAUGAAUCCACCGGCAGCGUAGCCAAGCGCUUCCAGAGCAUCAAUGCUGAGAACACCGAGGAGAACAGGAGGCUGUACCGUCAGCUGCUCUUCACCGCUGACGAGCGUGCCACACCCUGCAUCGGCGGCGUCAUCCUUUUCCACGAAACCAUGUACCAGAAGACCGACAGUGGCAAAGUCUUCCCCCAGUACCUCAAGGAAAGAGGCAUGGUGGUUGGCAUCAAGGUCGACAAAGGUGUCGUCCCCCUAGCCGGAACCAAUGGCGAGACCACCACCCAGGGUCUGGAUGGUCUGUACGAGCGCUGUGCUCAGUACAAGAAGGAUGGUGCUGACUUCGCUAAGUGGCGCUGCGUUCUGAAGAUCACUCCCACCACCCCAUCCAGACUGGCCAUCAUUGAGAACGCCAACGUCCUGGCACGUUAUGCCAGCAUCUGUCAGAUGCACGGUAUCGUCCCCAUUGUGGAGCCCGAGAUUCUCCCUGACGGUGACCACGACCUGAAGAGGUGCCAGUACGUGACGGAGAAGGUCUUGGCAGCAGUGUACAAGGCUCUGUCCGACCACCACGUCUACUUGGAGGGAACCCUGCUCAAACCCAACAUGGUGACCGCCGGACACUCCUGCUCACACAAGUACACCAACCAGGAGAUCGCCAUGGCAACUGUCACUGCCCUGCGCCGCACCGUGCCCCCCGCUGUUCCCGGAAUUACCUUCCUGUCUGGUGGUCAGAGUGAGGAGGAGGCCUCUAUCAACCUGAACGCCAUGAACCAGUGCCCCCUGCACCGAGCCUGGGCCAUCACCUUCUCCUACGGCCGUGCCCUGCAGGCCUCAGCCCUCAAAGCCUGGGGCGGCAAGAAGGAGAACGGAAAGGCCUGCCAGGAGGAGUUCAUCAAGAGAGCUCUGGCUAACAGCCAGGCCGCUGUGGGUAAAUACGUAAGCAGUGGUAGCAGCAGCGCCGGUGGAGAGUCCCUCUUCGUGGCCAACCACGCUUAUUAAGCAUGGACAUUCCCCAACCACCCCUUCCAUACCCAUCAUCCUGUAACCAUGGAAACAGCCACACCUUUGUAUGGGUUGUCUACCUGUCUCUCCCCGGCGAAUGACAAGUGUUUUUAUGGCCAUCUUGUUGAAAGCAGGAGGGAAAGGUGCACAAACCUGUUGUUUGGGUUGAUGCUGCAGAGAGAAGAUUCUGGGGGAAAAAAAGUUCUGCCUCCAUUCCCUCUCCUUUUAGAUUUUAAAGUUUCCCUCACAAUGUUUUUAGAAAGAAACAGCCACUAUUAUUCUUUGGCUUGAUUCCACCCAUAUGCUGCGCCAUAGAAUAAAGUAUUAAUCCACAA
Messenger RNA from Lampris incognitus (smalleye Pacific opah), 1590 nucleotides. It is a transcript of the gene aldoab, whose product is annotated as aldolase a, fructose-bisphosphate, b. The transcript is spliced from 7 exons. Gene Ontology annotation, molecular function: fructose-bisphosphate aldolase activity. The coding region runs from base 161 to 1252 and encodes 363 amino acids. Gene Ontology annotation, biological process: glycolytic process; fructose 1,6-bisphosphate metabolic process. Lineage: Eukaryota; Metazoa; Chordata; Actinopteri; Lampriformes; Lampridae. Gene Ontology annotation, cellular component: cytosol. The record is from RefSeq and is a predicted model, not a curated record.